AAAAGGUCGUUCGACCCCCAAAGGGGUCGCGACCCACAGGUUGAGAACCGCUGAUCUAGAAUGUAGAACCAUUGGCCCUCCUGGUCCUAGAAUCGUAUACCUAUCAAGCCUGUGCAUCUGAAGCACAGCCAUUCUGGCGGCUGGGGGGUGGAAUACGGCCGUUAGCCGUGCCUGGGUCACCUCCCCACUCCGGGAAGAAGGGAGUUGGCCACAGCCAAACCACAGGCGAGCGUGAAGGGCUGGGUGCUUCCUCCAGCAAAAUCAGGGUGCCGUCCCUAGAAGAAUGGGAGGCAAGAGCUGCUCAUGUGGACCCCUGGGCCGCCUUGGGAGUGUGUGCUAAUGACACUCUCACACCAUCCAUGAAAGAUGGAGGCAGGAGAGGGUCUGGAAAGCUUCCUAGAAUGGUGAGACCCGAGUUAAGUCCCAUCUGUAGGGAGAUGGUGCUUCUGGCUGAGAAGAUGCCUUGAGCAAAAGCCUGGUGAAUGCGGGCGGGGGUGGGGGGGCAGUGGGCAGAGGGGUGGGAUUGCACAGGCCUGGAGCGAGGGCUGGACUGGAGAGGCCGUGAAGGAGUAGGAGCGGGGAAAAGGGAGCUUCCGUCUGGUGAAGUGACCAUCAUGAGACCCUGCGUGCCAGGUAGUCAAGCUUGGACUUGACUCUUGCCCGGACACCAUCCAUCAGGGAGCUGACUCAGAGAGCUGGGCCCAGGGGAGCCACGUAGCAGAGACUUCCUCUGAGGGAUGAGCAAAGCUGGCCCCAAGCGAGGAGGGGAGGGCCUAGGGUCACACACUGGGUGUGAAGGGAUGGGGAGGAGACAGGGUUAGCUGCUCUGCCUCCCCUCACAGACCCCCCCACCGGUCUCUUACUCUCCCCUCCUCAGAGAAGUCUUGGGGCUGGUGGACAUGGUCGCCCUGGAGAACGGGGAGCUGGGGCCCCUUCUGUCGCCUGGCACCGUCCGGGGCUUGGAGGAUGAAUGUGUCACAGACGUUAAGGCCCAGACUCGGGCAGCCCUGCUCCGAGCUCUGCAGGAGGACGAGGAGCACUGGGGGAGCCCGGAGGACCUGCCGAGCACCCUGGCCCAGGACGUGUGUGAGCUGCUGGAGGAGCACACAGAGCGGGCGCCCCGCAUCAGCCAGGAGUUCGGGGAGCGGAUGGCCCACUGCUGCCUGGGGGGGCUGGCAGAGUUCCUGCAGAGCUUCCAGCAGCGCGUGGAGCGGUUCCAUGAGAGCCCAGGAGUCCGGGAGCUGCCACCCGAGACCUAUAUCAGCAGGACCAUCUCCCUGGUCAACUGUGGGCCCCCCCUGAGGGCUCUGGCGGAGCGCCUGGCCCGGGUGGGGCCCCCUGAAAGUGAGCCCGCCCGGGAAGCCGCCGCCAGCGCGCUGGACCGCGUGACCCGGCUCUGCCACCGGGUGCUGGCCGACCUCCUGUUCCAGGAGCUGCAGCCACACUUCAGCAAGCUGAUGCGCAGGAAGUGGCUGAGCAGCACGGAGGCCCUGGACGGCAUCGUGGGCACGCUGGGCGCGCAGGCCCUGGCCCUGCGCAGGAUGCAGGAUGAGCCUUACCAGGCGGAAGCACGUGGCCGCCCUCCUGGACAUCCGUGGCCUGCGCAACGCAGCCGCCCGCCAGGAGAUCCUGGCCGUGGCCCGGGACCUGGAACUGUCUGAGGGGGAAGCCCUGUCACCACCCCGCGACCGUGCCUUCUUCGCGGACAUCCCCGUGCCCCGCCCGCCUUUCUGCCUCGGCCUCC
Myotis brandtii (Brandt's bat) is the source of this 1744-nucleotide messenger RNA. RefSeq names its product exocyst complex component 3-like 2 (gene EXOC3L2). The record is from RefSeq and is a predicted model, not a curated record. The transcript is spliced from 7 exons. Gene Ontology annotation, cellular component: exocyst. Gene Ontology annotation, molecular function: SNARE binding. The coding region runs from base 900 to 1661 and encodes 253 amino acids. Gene Ontology annotation, biological process: exocyst localization; exocytosis. Lineage: Eukaryota; Metazoa; Chordata; Mammalia; Chiroptera; Vespertilionidae.